Peronospora matthiolae is the source of this 321-nucleotide messenger RNA. NCBI's taxonomy places the organism in Eukaryota, Oomycota, Peronosporomycetes, Peronosporales, Peronosporaceae. The record is from the annotation of a GenBank genome assembly.
AUGGUUAACAAGUCCAUGCGGUGCGUGAACAAGGCCGCUGAGAGCGCGUCUGCACGUCUCUGUGCGGACGCCGAAGCAGAAACCACAGCAACUGAUGUCUCAUCGGUUGCUGAAGCGACCCAGCCUGUGUCACUUGGUGAUGCAGGCGCUGGUCAUGAAGACACUCAUGUCUUCACAGAGUACGAGCUCGGUGUCUCGUACUCUCAUGAUACGGAAGACGGAUCCGUAUCGACGGCGAUUGAAUCCAAGCCGCCUGCCAAGCGUGGCAUGGACGAUGCUUUGCGUCGCAGCAUCUUUGGUUCAUCUGAUGAAUCACAUUAA